AGCAGGGGCGGUACCCAGCUCGUCCCUAGGCCUGGAGCAAGCAGAAGAGAAGGAAAGGCAGGAGACUGAAGCUGUGCUCCUGAGUGGGAAGAACCCACGCACGCGUCAGAACCAGGACUGCUUGUGCCCGUGCCCGUGCCCGUGAGCUCUUGUAGUAGUUGCCCAGCUGCUGUUGGGCAUCCUUGGCGAUAAGAAAGAGAAUGGCUUGUGUUGAGUUUUCUUUUUAUGUGCCAAAUCUGGAGGAACUUGCUGAAGUUUUGCAGAAAGGACUAAAGGACAACUUUGCUGAUGUCCAGGUCUCCGUGGUUGACUGCCCAGAUUUAAGAAAGGAGCCCUUUAACUUUCCUGUAAAAGGCAUCUGUGGGCAAACUAGAAUUGCAGAAGUAGGAGGUGUGCCUUACUUAUUGCCUCUUGUAAACAAAAAAAAAGUUUAUGACCUAAAUGAAAUUGCAAAAGAAAUACAGCUGCCCGGAGCUUUUAUCCUUGGAGCAGGAGCAGGUCCAUUUCAGACCCUUGGGUUCAAUUCUGAGUUCAUUCCAGUUGUUCAGACAGCAAGUGAACACAACCAACCUGUGAACAGAAGUUACUUUGCCCAUAUAAAUCCUGCAGAUGGAACGUUCCUGCUGGAGAAGUACAGCCAAAAAUAUCAGGAUUUUGGAUGUGCAUUACUGGCUAAUCUUUUUGCCAGUGAGGGCCAACCUGGCAAGGUCAUUGAAGUACAAGCCAAGAGAAGAACAGGACAGCUUAACUUUGUGACUUGCAUGAGGCAGACUCUGGAGAAGCAUUAUGGAAACAAGCCUGUGGGGAUGGGAGGCACCUUCAUUGUGCAGAAGGGGAAAGUCAAGGCCCACAUCAUGCCAAAAGAGUUUUCUUCCUGCCCCCUGAGCUCAGAUGAAGCUGUCAAUGAAUGGCUGCACUUCUAUGAAAUGAAGGCUCCUUUGGUUUGUCUACCAGUUUUUGUUUCCAAAGACCCGGGACUUGAUUUGCGACUGGAGCACACCCAUUUCUUCAGUCAUCAUGGCGAAGGCGGACAUUACCACUGUGAUACCACCCCAGACACAGUGGAGUAUCUUGGCUACUUCUUACCUGCACAGCUCCUCUACCGCAUUGAUCGGCCCAAAGAGACCCAUGCAUUUGGGAGAGAUUAAAGCAGCUGAUGCUUGCUUAGAAAAUGGUUAGCUAAGGUUAAAUCCCUAACUCAGCAACUGAUACUAAUUAAAAAAUCCAGUAGGGAGCCAGAGAGUGCUUCCCAGCAAGCCAAGGCCCUGGCUUAAUCCUCAGCAUGGAAGAAAAACACACAAUAAGAGUAAUUUCACUACAUAAACACUAGUUUUAUACUAUUUCAAAUGCAAGGAUACUUGAUACUCCUAUUAUUUAGCAUCUUCAUGUGAAGAAGAUUAUUAGUAACAAAGAUAUCUAAUUGAGAUGCUCACUUUAGUAAACCAAUUUCAUAUCUUUAUAGCCCGGCAAAGUCUUCUCUUCAUACCUCAGAUAUAAGCAGAACAGGGACCUUCCAUUAUUCCUGCUAUCUAGGAAUAACUUACAUUUGUGUGACAUUAAAUCUUGCAAGUUCAUCUCACAAGUGCUAAGGGAUUAUUACUGAGUAUUAGACACAAAAGUGUGGAAUCUUUGCACUGAGUUUUUAAAGCCCACAAAGAAAACCAGUGUACUCUGUUCUCAGCACUCGGGGGACAAGGUGGCUCUUUACUCUGGUGACAAUCUACACUCAGAAGUCUGCAGCCUGCCUUCCACAAAUGUUAGUAACAUUGAUUAGCCAGGCUCUUCUUGAAUUAGAUCUCCAUCCAACGGUUUGUACUUCAGUAACUGCAAGAUAAGAAGGGAAAGAGUAACAAAGCACAACACUAACAUGAGUAUACUUUAGUAAGGCUGCUGUUGAACACAGCCGUUCUCCAUCACGAGAUAAAACUACACUCUUAAUGUGUGGUGUCUUGAAGACACACGUCUGUGCCCUUUUGUUGGCUAUUAGAAUAGUGAGACAAUGGGCCCCAGGAAAUUGGAAUUCCCUCAGUAUUCUCAUGCCAGGAGAACCCUGGUGCCAGCCAGAGGAAGGACUUGUCUCCUGGAAAGAGUUGUCACAUAGUUCUGCAGGACCAACAGGAGACUAGUCAGUCAGUGGGGGUGGGCAGGACCACAGCUUGACCUGGUGAGUUGGGCAUACAUCUUGCCCUCUAUUUAAACCUGAACCUCAUGCCAGGAUCCCAACAUAGAUUUUGCAGAAUAGUGGGGAAUCAGAGACUUGUUUGUUCCUCUUCUCAAUGUGACUACAUUCAAGAAAUCUUUUUAUGCUUUUCAAAAAAUUACAUUAUUACUGUGUACUGAUGAUUACAAAACUCCUUGCUGUUCUGUAAUAUAGAACCUGUGAUGAUCAUUAACCAGAAAUCAACCUUGCUAAUGGCAGUAAGGUGUGGGUCUAGGAAAUCUUUAGAACUAAGCCCUAAAUGUUUUCUGAUUCCUUACUUUGUAAUGAACAUGUCUGUGAGUAUAAACAUGAUUUUUGAAACAAAACUGAAUAAAGUAAUAUUUAGUCUA
Psammomys obesus (fat sand rat) is the source of this 2550-nucleotide messenger RNA. RefSeq names its product chromosome unknown C11orf54 homolog (gene Bkgd). Gene Ontology annotation, cellular component: nucleus. The coding region runs from base 201 to 1148 and encodes 315 amino acids. The record is from RefSeq and is a predicted model, not a curated record. Lineage: Eukaryota; Metazoa; Chordata; Mammalia; Rodentia; Muridae. The transcript has 9 exons. Gene Ontology annotation, molecular function: zinc ion binding; hydrolase activity, acting on ester bonds.